CCCGCCGGGAGUUGUAGUUUGCGCGCCGCUGCGGCGCGGCGGGAGCAGCGCCGGGAGGCCGCGCGCUGCCCGGGUGGCCCCGGGUAUGGCGGAGGCGGCUCCGUGAGGGCUCCUCAAAAAUGACCUCUGGCCACUGCGUGCCGUCGUUCUUCCGUGUGGGUUUCCCUGACCGUCGCCGCUGCCGCUCCGGGCUCCUUCAAGCAGCAGAACUGAAAGCCUCACAAGACAGCGAUGGCUUUUUCUCUAGAAUUUGAAUAUGGAGGCCACGGGGACAGAUGAAGUAGAAAAGAUCAAAUCAAAGUUUAUGUCUGCAUGGCACAACAUGAAAUACAGUUGGGUGUUGAAAACAAAAACUUACUUCAGUAGGAACUCUCCAGUCUUUCUGCUGGGAAAAUGUUACCACUUCAAAACUGAGGAAUCUGGAGAGCUCUCUACAGAUGGGUCCAAUUUUGAUAAAAUCAACACUGAGAUUUCGGGGAACGUCGAGGAGUUCCGCAAAGAUUUCAUUUCUAGAAUCUGGCUGACCUACAGAGAGGAAUUCCCUCAGAUCAAAGGCUCUGCUUUAACCACAGACUGUGGCUGGGGCUGCACGCUCAGAACGGGGCAGAUGCUGCUGGCUCAGGGUCUGAUGCUUCACUUCCUUGGGAGAGCCUGGGUGUGGCCAGAAGCUCUGGACAUGGACAGCUCUGACUCGGAGUCCUGGACCAGCAGCACUGUGAGGAAGCUCACGGCCUCCUUCGAGGCGUCGCUCACGGCCGAGAGGGACCCCAAGAUCCUGCCCCAGCCCCAGCGCGGCCCAGCGAGGAGGGACUGGGAUGUCACCGAGAUGAGGAAUGAAGUUUAUCACAGGAAAAUCAUCUCCUGGUUUGGUGACUCUCCACUGGCAGCCUUUGGGCUGCACCAGCUGAUAGAGUAUGGGAAGAAAUCCGGGAAGAUGGCGGGGGAUUGGUACGGGCCCGCCGUGGUCGCGCACAUUUUGAGAAAAGCUGUUGAAGAAGCGAGAGACCCUGAGCUGCAAGGAGUAACAGUCUAUGUUGCUCAGGAUUGUACAGUCUACAGCUCGGAUGUUAUUGACAGGCAGUGCUCUUUUAUGGAUUCUGGGAAAGCAGGCACAAAAGCUGUAAUUAUAUUGGUUCCUGUGAGACUCGGUGGAGAGAGAACAAACACAGACUACUUGGAGUUUGUAAAGGGAAUUUUAAGCCUGGAGUACUGUGUUGGCAUUAUUGGUGGCAAACCCAAGCAGUCCUAUUACUUUGCUGGAUUCCAAGAUGACAGUUUGAUUUACAUGGAUCCUCAUUACUGCCAAUCUUUUGUAGAUGUCAGCAUAAAGGAUUUCCCUCUUGAGUCAUUCCACUGUCCUUCUCCAAAAAAGAUGUCAUUCAAAAAAAUGGAUCCGAGCUGCACAAUAGGAUUUUACUGUAGGACUGUGCAGGACUUUGAGAAGGCUUCUGAAGAAAUCACCAAGUGUUUUACAUUGCAGAUGCUGAAAUCUUCAUCCAAGGAGAAAUAUCCCCUGUUUACUUUUGUCAAGGGUCAUUCUAAAGACUAUGACUUUGUUUCCAGUCCACUCCAUGAAGAAAAUGACCUUUUCUCCGAGGAUGAAAAGAAAAGACUAAAGAGAUUUAGUACAGAGGAGUUUGUCUUGCUUUAAGGACAUUUUACACAAGAGCAUCGGCAGCUGUCCAGGAGAACACUUGCCUUUUAACUAUAAAAAGCAUACCUGAAUUCCUCCCCCAGAAAGGCAAGCCUGUGCUGAGAUUGUUCUAUUUUCAUAAAGAUGAUAAUGUUUUAUAUGUUAAAAGUC
Messenger RNA from Parus major (Great Tit), 1804 nucleotides. It is a transcript of the gene ATG4C, whose product is annotated as autophagy related 4C cysteine peptidase. The coding region runs from base 257 to 1651 and encodes 464 amino acids. Gene Ontology annotation, molecular function: protein-phosphatidylethanolamide deconjugating activity. NCBI's taxonomy places the organism in Eukaryota, Metazoa, Chordata, Aves, Passeriformes, Paridae. The transcript has 12 exons. The record is from RefSeq and is a predicted model, not a curated record.